GCAAUGAAAAUCUUUUCAAGUAUUAUGUGCUCUUAAUGUACUGUUUCUAAACUUGAAAUGAGCCUGAGUUAAAGGGGGUCGCGCACGAAACAGAUGGGUCUGAGUUUGAUGUUUGGGUUUUUAACUUCGUAAAAUUAGUAUUUUACGAAGGUUUUUGGGUGCAACUUACCCAUUUGAUCGUAGUUGGGUAAUUUCAAUGCCUGGUUGUAUCCAAAUCUGUGUACUUUUGACAUCCAGAACACAUCUAUGAACGAUUUCGACUAAGACAAACCAGAUCCCAAAACAAAACCAAUUCGCACAUCUGUGAAGACCUAAGCCAAUGCCAUGAGCAACUGUGAUCUUUGUUCCAGGGGGAACGCAUGACUAGUCAGCGCCCAAACAAACUUUGUCGAAAUCGUCCAUUAAAGUGGCCCAGAGUAGCAUAUGGUUUUUAAUGAAACUUUGUUUGAAUUCAAUGCCUCUAACAUUUUCCCUUUUUCAAGCCAUAGUAGUGCAGCGGAUACUUUAGAUUUACUGAGCAUGCCUGAUAGUUCAGGAUGGCAGACAAACCAGAGGCAAAAACAGAAGGACAAAUUGCAUUCCGAGUCUCUAGAGGCCUGGACAUCACCAACAAUAUCAAGAGAGAUGGAUCCCUUGGCUGUUAAUAGUGCUUUAAGAAACCUUGAUUCAAAAAGAAGUCCAAAGAGAAUAAAAGACAAUAGAGUAGGUCAGCUUGAAGGUUUUGAUAGCCGAAAUGAACGUGGCAUGAUUUCACCAAAAGAUGGCGCACAUGUGCAUGACUUGAAUGAUCACCAAGACUCACGUCCGGUCACACGUCCAUCCACUUAUACCUUAAACCCAGAGUCGAGUUAUAUACUCAACCACAACGGAAGCUUAAAAAAUGUGCCAGUGAUUACUCCGAGGGUAAAUGGGAAGACACAAGUCAUAGAUCCUGGAGGGAAAAAAGUGGGACAGAGUCCAAGUGUUGAUGCUGCCAGGACACAAUCACAGAAGCAACAGGUAGAUCCUCCUACCACUCCUGCCCCUGGCAUGCCAGGUGGGAGCACAGAAAUACUUGGUCAAGGUGAACUACGAAAUGCUUCUAAAAUGAGUAAUCCUGCACAGUCUGCAACUUUUGUUCGAGGGCCGUCUCAGAAUCAGGGCAAUCCUUCUUCAACCAAUUCUGCUGUAAUGCAGACAAAUUCUGAAACUGCAUUGUCAUAUGGAGUGGUUGAUGUGCAGCAGACAUCACCUCAAGCUGCAGUACAGCAGACGUCACCUCAGGGUGGAGUGCAGCAGGUGUUACCAAUGGAUGAAGUUCAGCAGACGUCACCACUGGGUGCACAGCAAACCUCGCCUCAGGGUGCAGUUCAGCAGAUGUCACCAAUGGGUGCAGUUCAGCAGACGUCUUCUCACGGUUCAGUACAGCCGACACCAAACUUUCAAGAACAUGUGGUGACCCCAACUGGUGCAAUUGAGCAGUUUUCUCAAGGUGAUGUUUCACCAAGUAUCCAAAAUACCAACAGUGUUCCAAAUCCUCCUCAAGGCCAAGUCAGUGCGCCUCAGAAUACUGGUCAGUCAUUGUACCGGACAUCCUCAAACAUCGGUUCUCAACAGGAGACAGUUCCAAACCCAACUCCUAAUCAUGGAACGGAAUAUAACGUGACCCCUGUGCUGACAAAUGUUAAUCCAGUGCCCGGGGCUUCUCAUAGUGUAACCAGUCAACAGUUAGUUCAGAACACUAAUCAUGGACAAGACAUGAAACGCCCAACUAACCCAGCCAUCUCUGCACUGUCUACAUCCACGAAUAACGCCACAUCACAAUCACACCACCAACCACAGCGGGACUCACCAACACAGCACUCCACUAAUGGACCUCUGGAUAACACUGUAACUGGAGGUAGCCAUAGUAGUCUGGGCGAGGAGUUCAUGAAGAGGAAACAACAGGAAGAGGAGGAGAAGUUACGCCGGGAGGAAGAGGCUCGUCGCCGAGCAGAAGAGGCAUGGCGGCAAGGUGAAGAAACUCGCCGCGCUGAAGAGGCUCGCCGCGCUGAAGAAGCUCGUCUUGCUGAGGAGGCUCGGAGGGCUGAGGAGGCUCGGAGGGCUGCAGAAGAGGCACACUUGGAGGAGGAGCGGAGGCGGAAAGAGGAAGAGCAGCACUUGCUGGAGGAGGAGCAACGUAAACGUGAGGAGGAGGAAAGGCGGAGGCGGGAGGAGGAGCAGAGGCGUAAAGACUUCCCGUCACCUCCGCCGCUCACUGUGACAAGUUAUAUGGACCCUGCUGAAGAAAUUUCAGAAAGUGAUUCUGAUGAUGUAGUAAAAUUCCGAUAUGGAAAAGACAGAUAUGGUGAAAAUAAAUCGACGCAAAGGCAUAAACGUCAAGGAUUGGAAGGGUCCUCACGAUCGAAGAAGCAAUAUGAACGUGGAGCUAAAGAGUUCCAACGUACGUCCCAUCGGGAAAAACUGAAACCUUCUGGAGAGAAUUCAUCCAGAUAUGGGGGAAAACAAUCACAAGGUUCCCGGAACAAAGAAAUCAAAAGUCCGCGAGAAGAGAAGCCAACUGAAUCGAGUGAAGACCCGCCCGUUAUUGGAACAAUGAUACCAAGCAGAUCGCAACCGAAACAAGCCACUGAGUACCGCAUGAAGACUCAAAAACAACUUUUAGCCGAACUCGAGGCGACGAGACAGCGAAGGCGGGAGAUCGAAGCUCGCCGGGAGGAUCUUGUUCGUAAAGCCAAACAACUCCAAGCCAAAACACAGAGUCGUCGAAACCAAGCUCGUGACAUGUGGAAAAAGAAAUAUUUUGAAGAGAAAAAGAAGACUCCGCCUUACGAGGAUAAAUGCAACCGUCUGCGGCAGGAACUUGAACUUCUUCAUCGGAAGAUUGUGGGUCAGAUGGAAGGAGGGAAAGGCAGGGAACUGUUCAAGGUGGAAAAAGGAGAAAAUAGGCCUUCAGAGCAGAGUAAUCUGCGCAUCCAAGCAACGAAGCUCCAUCAUGAAAUAGAAGAACUCCAGCGGAGGGUUGAUGAUGCAAAAAUGAAAUUAACAGGGGAAGUGAAGCUGCGAAACCAAGCCGAAGCUGAAUUACGAGCUUUGCGGGCGGAGCUCACUCAGAAAAAAAUCAAUGUGACUUUGACGAGAUCACAAAAAUUAGCAGCGUUAGGUAGUUCCCAGGAUGUUUAUACCCCACGACCGGCGGCCAUUAGUCCUCGAUCUUAGUGCAGCCAAUCAAACUGGUACAUUCUGACUGGAGUCAUAUAUAAAUUAUGAUAUGUACCAUAGGAUAGACUUUAGUACCGAUCAGGUUGUGAUUGGUUGAUUUAAUCAUGUGAUAGUUCAAUUAUGUAUAUUGCUACCGUCAACAAUCCUUUGGAUACGCUUGCAGAAAAAAAGUGAUUGAAAUCUUUCACAGGAGACAUCGAAGUCAGUCAGUGUGCAGCUUCGAUGGAAAAAAGUAGUGAAAUCACUGACUUCUCAAAUUAGAUUGUUUACUUGUCACCUCCUCAUUGGUGAACAAAAGGUGUCAUGCCAUAGCUUUGUUAAGAGAUCAGGGCUGACCAAAACUCACGGCUUUGCAUCCAGUUUGUUAUGAGAAAAUGUUUAGUUAUGUUUAGUUUUUGGCCAAUUGAGAGGUCACAAGGUGAAACUUGCUGACCAGUCAUUACAUGUACAUGUGUGACUGUGCUAUUGAGCAGUGGCAGUCCUGGUAUUUCUUGAUUGCUGCUUGUCUGGGUUUUGGAUGGCCCGAACUCGGGAUGUUUGGUGACACCUUUUGAAAACCACGAUGAGGAGAUGCUCUUUCAUUUUUCGCUCAAAUUAUUUUCAGUUGUGUCUCAGUUGCCAGCUGAACAUCUCUUUCAUGAUUCCUAUAAACAAAGUCCAAAGAUGUUUAAGGGCGACUAUUUUGAAUACUACUGAUUUUUUAAAAUACGUUUUUGUAGACUGCUGAAAUACCGAUCUCAUUUCCUGUGUUACUGUGUCAUUUCAAUUGCUGAUCAUGUAUUCCAGUCAUAUUGGGCAGAUCCUCGUCAGAAAUUUCAACCUAAUUUCCCAGGAAAGUCGGGUCAUAUUUAUGGCUGCCUAGAAUAGUGACAGGACAUGAGGAAGUGGUGCAGCCCGGUGUUUCCUCAAGAGGCCACUUGAAGUGACUUUUUCAUUUUGUUAGUUGACUGUAGUGUCACUCCAGAUUACCCUUCCUGUGUCUAGAAUUCCAUCAUGAGAAAUUUCAUCAUAAUUUCUACUGUCUGUGUUGGGUCAUGUUCAUCUUGACCCGCAAUGAGAUGGUUAAGUCACUCACUUGUGGAUCCCGAUAGUGGUGACGCAAUCACACGAGAGUCAGGAUGGGUCAUGUUAUUCUGCUUGCUUUAUAUGACUGUAUGAGGAAGUGCGCUGCAAUGGUGUGAUAUGAAGAGGUCACUGUUUUGAUUUUGACCAUGUGUUUAUAAUCAUGAUUGGUGACCUCUAGUUGAUUCUUUGAUCGUGAUCUGAUUAUAGGCAUUGAUAUAAUGACACCAACAUUCUGUACUCAGACUUGAAAUGUUUCCUUUGGUUUUUGUUGAAGAAUGAGUAUCUCAAGAUAAUGCCUGCCUGCCUUGUGAGAAAUACAUGGUUCCUGUUGAGGAUGAGGGAACACCAAUAACCAAUAUGACAAUGCCAUCAGCCCAUUACAUUUCUCACUACCAUUUUUGGGUAAAAGUUAUACCAGGAAUACGGCAAGGGUUGACUUGUCUGUCUGAAUACCAGCGUAAUUGACAUCAACGAUAUAAUUGUCAGAUAUGCAUGUUUUGUCAAGAUUUAUGGUGAUAUGACGCCAUGUUGAACCAAAAUAGACAAAUAACUUGUCGCGUUAAUUGCUAUUAAAUUUUUUUCAGUAAAAACUACCGGAGUAUAAAAAUGUAUGUAUGGUACUCAAAAUGUGAUAGUAUUGUGAUAGUCCUAGUGAAGAUUUACUGUUAUUCUGUGGUACUAGGCAAAGGUACUGUAUGAUAGUUUCACCAGGAAAAUUGGAAUUGUUAUUCUGGUAUCAGGAAAGAUGAAAUUCUUGAAAACUUGCCAAAGUUUGGCAUUUUGCACUAUAUCUGAAGUGACCUUGAGGGAGUAUAUUGGUUCAGUCAUUUGCCUGGUAUUAUUUAGAAAAUAAUAUGAUGUAAGAUUAUUUAUUAAAAAUGUUAUGAUCAGCCAAAAGAAAAUUGUAAAUAAAAUGCAAGCAGACGAUAUCGUGCAUAGUUUAUUAAUGUGCUCCAAAUGACAUGACUCCUAACUCUUUUAAAUCCUGUGUCUGGGCAAACAGCAAUAGUUUUUCUCUGGAUCUGGCAAGAAAUAAUUGAAUUUUAAUGCAGACUAGAGAAACAUAUUAUAUUCGAUUGUCAUUGUAAGCCUUCAAGCACUUGUAUUCUGACAAAAACACAAUGAAAGCCAGUGGCGGAUCCAGGUGGUGCUCCUCAGGGGAGCGCGUGCACCUCUCACAUUCCACAAAGUUAGGGAAAUUGACCAGGGCGCCCUGCCACUCUCAGUCUCAGGACUUCUCAGCUUCCUCGUUCACAACUGAAAAGCCGGGACAUAUCUGUAGAGAUUGUUGUGGAUAAAGCAUUGAAUAUUACCAACACCACCAAAUUGAGAAGAAAGACAACCAGUAGAUCUUAGGGACUAAACUUUUGCUGUUUGACCAUGGUGUUUUGGUCAAGAAUAUAAGUCAUGUUUUUCGUCCAUUGUUGUUUAUAUAAAUGUACUUAUGAUAUUACAUAGGAAGGGUUCUAUUUUUAUACACAGACUGACAGAGCUUGUUAUCUAAUCGGAAUUUUGUGAAUUCUUUACAUCAGCUUAAUAAUAAAGGUUGUCUUGCUG
This is a messenger RNA of Lineus longissimus, 5823 nucleotides long. Its product is annotated as spermatogenesis-associated protein 1-like. Lineage: Eukaryota; Metazoa; Nemertea; Pilidiophora; Heteronemertea; Lineidae. The transcript has 7 exons. The record is from RefSeq and is a predicted model, not a curated record. Bases 424 to 3198 code for a protein of 924 amino acids.